Messenger RNA from Drepanopeziza brunnea f. sp. 'multigermtubi' MB_m1, 1197 nucleotides. RefSeq lists its product as uncharacterized. Gene Ontology annotation, biological process: fungal-type cell wall organization; carbohydrate metabolic process. The record is from RefSeq and is a predicted model, not a curated record. NCBI's taxonomy places the organism in Eukaryota, Fungi, Ascomycota, Leotiomycetes, Helotiales, Drepanopezizaceae. Gene Ontology annotation, cellular component: fungal-type cell wall. Gene Ontology annotation, molecular function: glycosyltransferase activity; hydrolase activity, hydrolyzing O-glycosyl compounds.
AUGCGUUCCUCCCUCCUUGCCGCUGCCACCGCGCUGGCUGGCUCUACACUGGUCUAUGGUCAGACUUUCAGUGACUGUAAUCCCGUCAAGGGCGAUAAGUGCCCACCAAAGGCUGGUCUGGGAACGACCCUCGUUACCGACCACACCAAGCCCAGUACUGACUGGACCGAGGCUGUCGCGACCAACCUCAAAUAUGGUCCCGACGGUGCCGAGUUCACCAUCGCCGGCCGAGCUGAUGCUCCUACCAUUGGCACCGACAAGUACAUCUUCUUCGGCAAGGUCUCGGUUACGCUAAAGGCUUCUCCUGGUGUCGGAACAGUCAGCAGUUUCAUUCUCGAAUCCGAUACCCUCGAUGAGAUUGAUUGGGAGUGGCUGGGCUCGGAUGACAGCAAUGUCCAGAGUAAUUUCUUCGGCAAGGGGAACACGACCACCUAUGAUCGUGCCCAAUUCCACCCUGUUGCCGCUCCUAUCGAGAACUUCAUUACCUACUCCAUCGACUGGACAAAGGACUCCAUCAAGUGGUACAUCGGUGACGACAUGGUCAGGGAGCUCAAGAACGACGACCCAAAGACCCUCGGAGGCAAGAACUACCCGCAAACACCCAUGCGCGUCAAGAUGGGCUCGUGGAUCGGUUGUCUCGAUGCCGCCGCUGCCGCGAACCCUUCGUCGCAAGGGACGUGUGAGUGGGCUGGUGGACCGAUCGAUCUCACCCAGGGUCCCUUCACCAUGUACGUCAAGAGCACGACGAUUCAGGAUUACGGGUGCGGAGGAGAUUACAGCUACACUGAUGCGUCUGGAAGCUGGGAGAGCAUCGAGUCCACCGGUAAAUGCGACGGCAAGGGAACUCCCGAUAUCCACUCUACCACCGUGCCUGCAACCCCGACCAAGUCUUCUACCAUUUCCAAGAGCGGAGGCGUCAUGGUUGAGACUGCCGCUAGUAUGAGCAGCAAGCCUCCUUCACCUGCAAGCAGCACUGUGCCCAGCUCCUCCGGCGCCCCAUCACCGGUUGCCUCUGGCACCCCUGGCACCCCUGGCACCCCUGGCGCCCCUGGCACCGCUGAAUCUCCCGCAAAUUCCAGUGACCCCUCCGUCGUUAACACCAACGCCGGCACCGUCCUGAAGCCCAAGCACCAGUACGGCGCCCUCGAUCUGGGUGUCAUGGCUCUGGGUCUCGCCCUGGGAUACCUCUUCAUGUAG